UUUUGCUCGAUAAGAUGCAUUUAGAUAUAUUGGCAGUUGCUAUAUUGCUUGUCUUUGUUUAAACAUUUUCGAGAUCGAACAGCAUCGCUUUAAUACGUUUAUUCUUCGUGAACCUGAAAAAUCAGUGUCGUAUCGAAAGGGAUUUGAUAAAGGAAACUGAGGAUCUAAGAAAUCUAUGACUAUUAGAUUUGUUCUGUGGAUAUUUUUUUACUGAAAAUGCAAAUAUAAUCCCAGCAAUCUUAGCAAAAUGUAUUAAUUAAUUGCUGCACAGUAUUGAAAAACAGAGGAUUUAUCUAAAUACCUGGAGAAAACAAGCACUAUCUUAAAGUCCUUCAAAGACAAUCCGAGUAGGCUAGCAUGUAAUUUUUUGACAGUCAUCCGGACAGGACGAAAGGAAGUCACCUGACAUUCGGCGUUUUCAGUCUCAUAAAGCUUGGUCUCGUAUUAACGUUUAUUGGAGGUUAAUGACUAUUAUGUAAACGUAUUUUCUAUGUGGUAGUAAGAGGCGAACAGUAUCCUGCUAUCUAAUCAGCUUCCGGAGCCCGUGCAUUAGCUGAAAUUUGACAAGUUAUCCAAGGGAGGAGUACUUGUCCAGGGCAGUUGCUUUUCAUCAUAACCGCUGUGCAUUUGCCACUUCACGUCACAAUGCACCCAAAUAUGUUCAAAUACCCAAAGAGUCCAGUAUGAAUGAUUUUGCAGUACUCGGCACCGGUCGGAAGAUGCCCCUCAUUGGACUGGGGACGUGGAAGAGUGAGCCCGGGAAGGUGAAGCAGGCGGUGAUCUGGGCUCUGCAGGCUGGCUACCGCCACAUUGACUGUGCCUCCAUCUACGGCAAUGAGGCAGAGAUCGGAGAGGCUCUGCAUGAGGCACUGGGGCCAGACAAGGGUUUGAAGAGGGAGGACGUGUUUGUCACCUCCAAGCUGUGGAACAACAACCAUCACCCAGAGGAUGUGGAGCCGGCCCUGCAGAAGUCGCUGAAGGAGCUGGGGCUGGAUUACCUCGACCUCUACCUCAUCCACUGGCCCUACGCCUUCCAACGUGGCAAGGACAGCUUUCCCAGGACAGAAGAUGGAACGCUGCUCUACGAUGACAUCGAUUACAAGGUGACGUGGGCGGCCAUGGAACGCCUUGUGGGGAAAGGUCUGGUGAGGGCGAUCGGGCUCUCCAACUUCAACAGCCGCCAAAUCGAUGAUGUCCUCUCCGUCGCCAGCAUCAAGCCAAGUGUACUGCAGGUGGAAGGUCAUCCGUACCUGUCUCAGGCGGAGCUGCUGGCGCACUGCCGCGAGCGUGGCCUGGUGAUGACGGCCUACAGCCCGCUGGGUUCCCCCGACCGGUUCUGGAAGCACCCCGACGAGCCCGUGCUCUUGAACGAGCCGGUCAUCUCCGCCCUGGCUCAGAAGUACAAGAGGAGUCCCGCGCAAAUCAUCCUCCGGUGGCAGACCCAGCGAGGUGUGGUGACGAUACCCAAAAGUGUAACGCAGUCACGCAUCGAAGAGAACAUCCAGGUGUUCGAUUUCACUCUGGAAGCAGAGGAGAUGAAGAGUAUAAUGGCGCUGAAUAAAGGCUGGCGCUACAUUGUGCCUGUCAUCACAGUCGAUGGGAAGCCUGUUCCUAGAGAUGCUGGACAUCCUCACUACCCCUUCAGUGACCCCUACUGACCACUCUGUUACAUGCCUACAUUGUGCCUUUGGGACCACUCAUUGCUCCCCUCUUGUCAUUUAUAAAAAAAUAUAAUAAAGUUUCUGUUUUUUUCCCAAUACAA
Molecule: messenger RNA, 1762 nt
Organism: Anguilla anguilla (European eel)
Lineage: Eukaryota; Metazoa; Chordata; Actinopteri; Anguilliformes; Anguillidae
Gene: akr1a1b
Product: aldo-keto reductase family 1, member A1b (aldehyde reductase)
Exons: 9
Coding region: 684-1658 (324 amino acids)
Biological process (GO): aldehyde catabolic process
Cellular component (GO): cytosol
Molecular function (GO): aldose reductase (NADPH) activity
Source: RefSeq, a predicted model, not a curated record